ACUACUCACUAGGUUAACCACCUUUAACAGCUUCAACAUUUUCUGCUUCCUUCGUCCCCUUCCCUGAAUCAUCUUAAACCUCCCAAAAACCCUCCAAAAAACCUAUCACUUAAAACUCCUUCCUUUUAUAAUUUUUUUUGUUUAGAUUUUAACAGUUCAGAAGAUGAAAAACCUGAAACUAUAUUCGGAAUUGACUCUGAAUCUGGAGUUACAAUCAAAACAAGAGACUCUGCUUUUUUCCGCUAUCGAUAUCGAGCGUAAUCGCUUAUUUUUCGCUUCUUCCGCUAAUUUCAUAUACACGACUCAGCUAUCUUAUUUUCAUAAUGAAAAUGCAUGGAGAAAGACCUCACUACGUGCGGAGGUUCAUCCAAUUGGUUUGGAGGACGGGGACUUCAUUACUUCGUUUGAUUAUCUUCUGGAGAAGGAGGCACUUAUAGUGGGUACCAGUAAUGGGGCUCUGUUGCUUUAUAAUGUGGAGGAUAAUGCUGUGGAAGUUGUCGGUCAAGUUGAAGGUGGUGUCAAGUGUAUUGCUCCUAGUCCAGAUGGUGACCUGCUUGGGAUUGUUACCGGGCUCGGGCAGUUACUGGUGAUGACUCAUGAUUGGGAUUUAUUGUAUGAAAAUGCUACUGAGGAUCAUCUUGAUGGGGUUGACGUACGUGAACCUACUUUUUCUUCCCCUAAUAUGUCAAAGAGUUCUAUAUCCUGGCGAGGUGAUGGGAAAUACUUGGCAACACUGACUGACCUGUGCAACUCUUCUUCCUUGCAUAAGAGGCUCAAGGUUUGGGAUCGAGAAUCCGGUGAAUUGCUUGCUGCUUCAGAUUCGGAGGCAUUCAUGGGAGCAGUUUUGGAAUGGAUGCCGAGUGGAGCAAAAAUUGCAGCUUUAUAUGACAGAAGAGCUGAGAAUAAGUGUCCAGAUAUAGUAUUCUUUGAGAGAAAUGGAUUAUUUAGAAGCUCUUUUAGCAUCAAUGCCCCAGUGGAUGCAACAGUAGAUUUGCUCAAGUGGAAUUGUAGUUCAGAUCUUCUUGCAUCUGUUGUUAGAUGUGAUAAAUAUGACUCUAUUAAGGUUUGGUUUUUCAGCAACAACCAUUGGUACUUAAAACAUGAAAUUAGAUUCCCAAGGCAGAAUGGAGUUAUGUUCAUGUGGGAUCCAAUAAAGCCACUGGAGUUGAUUUGUUGGACUCAUGAGGGGCAGAUUACAGUUUACAACUUCAUGUGGAUUACUGCUGUCAUGGAAAACUCAAUUGCAUUGGUUAUUGAUGAUUCUAAGGUACUUUUAACGCCACUUUUUUUGUCCCUAAUGCCACCUCCUCUGCAUUUAUUCAGCCUGCAAUUUCCAAGCGCUGUGAGGGACAUAGCUUUAUAUUUCAAAAAUUCUAAGAACUCUGUGGCAGCAUUUCUAUCAGAUGGUGGUUUAUCCAUUGUAGAACUUCCUGAAUCUGAUACGUGGGAAGAACUAGAAGGCAAAGAAAUUUGUGUUGAAGCUUGUAUUUCUGAAACUGUUUUUGGAACACUUGCACAUCUUACAUGGCUUGAUUCACAUGUACUUCUGGCUGUUUCUCACAAUGGUUUCACUCAUAGUAAUUGCAUCUCCCAGAGGUCAUUGGGUGAAGAUGGGUUUCAUGGCUUUCAUCUGCAGGAAAUUGAAAUUGCGUGUUCAGAGGAUCAUGUUCCAGGUCUGGUAACGAGUUCAGGUUGGCAUGUCAAGGUUUCCCGUAAUAAAUAUUUGGAAGGAAUUGUAAUUGGGAUUGCUCCCAAUCCUGCUAAAAAAUGCUCAGCUUUGGUUCAGUUUGAUGGUGGAAAAAUCUAUGAAUAUACAUCAACACUUGGCUUAGCUAUUGGUGGAGGAACUACAGGGCAUGAUAUUCCAAGUUUUUCAUCAUCUUGCCCUUGGAUGAGUGCAAUUCUAGUCUCUGACAGUGGACCAUUAACACCUUUGCUUUUAGGACUCGAUGAUAUUGGUAGGCUUCAUUUUGGUGGAAAAAUAUUAUGCAACAACUGUAGCAGUUUCUCACUUUAUUCAAAUUUGGCUGACCAAGUGAUCACACAUUUGAUUCUUGCAACUAAACAAGAUUUUCUCUUCAUUGUUGAUAUCAGUGAUAUACUGCAUGGAGAAAUAGAGUCAAAAUAUGAGAAUUUUGUUCACACUGGCAACAGAAGAAAAGAAGAAAAUAUGAACUUCAUACAUAUAUGGGAAAGAGGUGCCAAAAUUAUUGGCGUUCUGCAUGGUGAUGAAGCUGCUGUCAUAAUUCAAACAAUUCGGGGAAAUCUAGAAUGUAUUUAUCCCAGAAAACUGGUCUUGGCAUCAAUUGUCAACGCUUUGAUCCAAGGGAGGUUUAGAGAUGCACUACUCAUGGUUAGGCGGCAUAGAAUAGAUUUCAAUAUUAUUGUCGACCAUUGUGGUUGGCAAGCUUUUCUUCAGUCAGCCUCAGAAUUUGUCAAACAGGUUAACAAUUUGAGCUACAUAACUGAGUUUGUCUCUGCCAUAAAGAACGAAGACAUUAUGGAGAAACUGUACAAAACUUACAUCUCUUCACCUUGCCAUAAACGGGCUCAAAUUAUUCCAGCCCAAGAUGUCAAAUGUUUUGAUGCCAAUGACAAGGUUUCUUCUGUCCUUCUGGCCAUAAGAAAAGCUCUUGUAGAACAGGUCCCUGAAAGUCCUGCAAGAGAGCUCUGCAUUUUGACCACUCUAGCUCGUAGUGAUCCACCUGCUCUUGAAGAUGCUUUAGAGAGAAUCAAGGAGAUCCGUGAACUGGAAUUAUUAGGUUCUAAUGACCCUAGGAGAAUGUCAUAUCCUUCUGCUGAAGAAGCCUUGAAGCAUCUGUUGUGGUUAUCUGAUUCUGAGGCUGUAUUUGAAGCUGCCCUGGGCCUAUAUGAUUUGCACCUUGCAGCUAUAGUGGCACUAAACUCUCAACGAGAUCCAAAGGAGUUUCUUCCUUAUCUACAAGAACUGGAACUCAUGCCAAGUCUCAUAAUGCGCUACAAUAUUGACCUUAGGCUGCACAGGUUUGAGAAUGCUCUCAAACACAUAAUUUCAGCAGGAGAGGAUUAUUAUCUAGAUUGCAUGGAUCUCUUAAAGAAAAAUCCCCAGCUCUUUCCUAUGGGACUUCAGCUGAUCACUGAUCCGGACAAGAGACUGCAGGUCCUUGAGGCCUGGGGUGAUCAUCUUAAUGGUACAAAAUGCUUUGAAGAUGCUGCUACAACUUAUCUUUGUUCUUCAAAUUUGGAAAAGGCCUUGAAGGCAUAUCGUGCUUCUGGUAAUUGGAGUGGGGUGCUUACAGUUGCUGGGCUUCUUAAACUGGACAAGGAUGCUAUAACGCAACUUGCUCAUGAGCUCUGUGAAGAGCUCCAAGCGCUAGGUAAACCAGGGGAUGCUGCCAAGAUUGCUCUUGAGUAUUGUGGAGAUGUUAAUGGUGGGGUAAAUUUGUUAAUUAGCGCAAGAGACUGGGAGGAAGCUUUAAGAGUUGCUUUUAUGUACAUGCAAGAAGGUUUAAUCUCAGAGGUGAAGAAUGCAUCUUUAGAAAGUGCAAAAACUUUAAUUGGUGAAUAUGGAGAAGGCUUGGAGAAAGUAGGAAAGUACCUGACUCGCUACUUAGCUGUCAGACAAAGAAGGUUAUUGCUUGCUGCAAAGCUUCAGGCAGAAGAUCGGUCAGUGAAUGAUCUGGAUGAUGAUACUGCUUCAGAAGCGAGCAGUAAUUUCAGUGGAAUGAGUGCCUACACCACAGGCAGGACAAGGAAGGGCUCUGCUGCUUCAGUGAGCUCAAGUAUUGCUAGUAAGGCAAGAGAUGCCAGGCGUCAGAGGAAUAGAGGAAAAAUCCGCCCUGGCAGCCCUGGAGAGGAGAUAGCUCUGGUGGAGCAUUUGAAAGGCAUGUCUCUAACAGAUGGAGCAAAGCGUGAGCUUAAAUCUUUAUUGACUGCCCUUGUGAUGCUUGGUGAAGAGGACAUUGCAAGAAAGCUGCAACGUGCUGGAGAGACUUUUCAACUAUCUCAAAUGGCAGCAGUCAAACUAGCUGAAGAUACAUCAUCUACUGAUAGCUUAAAUGAUCAGACACACAAUCUGGAGCAUUACGUACAGAAAACACGAGCUGAUCCACAAACUUCAGAGGUUUUAUCUUGGCGGCCUAAAGUGUUUGUUUCUCCUUAAAAAGGUUAGUUAAUCGUGGACCAGGUCUCAACCCGCUUCCAUCACAUGUGGCUGAGGCAUGUAGUUGAUGGAUUGCACCAAAGCAGGCACAUUACACCUGCAGGCUUCUUCUUAUGCCUGAGCUAUUAUUAGGAUAGUAAAUGAACUAAAACAUUGGAUAUAUGACAAAGCAUGUCUACCAUGCUUCCCCAUUUGAUCCAUACAACAUUUUAUGCAGUGUCCUGUAAACCGUUGCUGAUGUCUAUGCUGUCUUAUAUAAUUCAUUACAUAUCGAUGACUUGCAUAUAAAUGCUUUUAUCUGUUUGCAGUAGGGUUCAAAAUGCUGUUACUACGUGCUUGCUGCAGAAGCAUUUUGUAAUCAUCAAGAAGUUUUAUUUUCAAGAACUCGAGUUAAAUUAGCAAGUGAGAAAGUAGGAUUCUUUUGGUGGAAGCUCUUCAAAUCUUUUUCAUUAUGUAGCUUAUGUAUCAACUGAUCCACAUGCUCCUCUGCACAGCAGCAGAAGUGAGGAUUGUUUUUUGAUGUAUUACUUCCUUUUUCACCAUUUCCCUGUAUCUCUUUUUGGAAUCUAAAUUUUAUGAGCACCCCUUUACAUUCGCAACUGCUACUGUUCUGGGUGAUUAUUGUUAA
This is a messenger RNA of Jatropha curcas, 4769 nucleotides long. It is a transcript of the gene ABO1, whose product is annotated as IKI3 family protein. The record is from RefSeq and is a predicted model, not a curated record. Gene Ontology annotation, biological process: tRNA wobble base 5-methoxycarbonylmethyl-2-thiouridinylation. Gene Ontology annotation, cellular component: cytosol; elongator holoenzyme complex. Gene Ontology annotation, molecular function: tRNA binding; protein binding. Lineage: Eukaryota; Viridiplantae; Streptophyta; Magnoliopsida; Malpighiales; Euphorbiaceae.